AUGGACGCGCACACCGGCGCCCCGCUCACCCCGCUGCCUCGGCAGCGCGAGGCGACCCGCCGCUUCUCCAGGCGGCCGAGGCCGCGCGCUGCGCCUCCGACGGGGGCGGCCUGGCCGCGGCGCUGGUGGCGAAUUUCUGCUUCGCGCACAACACGGGAGCCAUGUGGAAGCUGCUGGACGAGGCCAUGGCCUCCCCACCUCGUCUCGCCACUCCACACGCUCGCCCUCCUCACCCCAAGGAUGGUGCCCAACAGGCGGGCACAGCCGGAAGCGUACCGGCUCUACCUGGAGCUGCUCCGGCGGUAUGCGGUGGUGGUGCCCGUCUACUCCGAGUCGGAGCGCGUUAAGACCAGCAAGGCCAUGUAAGCUUCGCUUUUACUACUUACCUUCGGGACUGU
Triticum dicoccoides is the source of this 398-nucleotide messenger RNA. RefSeq lists its product as uncharacterized. Bases 1 to 366 code for a protein of 121 amino acids. Lineage: Eukaryota; Viridiplantae; Streptophyta; Magnoliopsida; Poales; Poaceae. The transcript has 3 exons. Gene Ontology annotation, biological process: regulation of phenylpropanoid metabolic process. The record is from RefSeq and is a predicted model, not a curated record. Gene Ontology annotation, cellular component: mediator complex.